This is a messenger RNA of Diabrotica balteata, 450 nucleotides long. The record is from the annotation of a GenBank genome assembly. Lineage: Eukaryota; Metazoa; Arthropoda; Insecta; Coleoptera; Chrysomelidae.
GUAAAUGUUGGUAAAUGCAGAGAACAUAAAUGUUUCAGUAAUUCUUACUUCUCAACUCUGAUUAAAAUUUUAUUCUUUAUAUAUACCAGAACCUUUGAAUUUAAUUAAUAAUGUCGGAAGGAACAAGUAAGGAACCGCAAAAGACUCCUAUGGUGUACAUUUGUGGCGAAUGCCACAACGAAAAUGAAAUCAGACCCAGAGAUCCUAUUAGAUGCAGAGAAUGUGGUUACAGAAUAAUGUAUAAGAAAAGAACAAAGAGAUUGGUUGUUUUUGAUGCAAGAUAAAGAUGUUCCAAGGAGAUCUUCAACUGAUUUGUAUAUAUUGACAGUCCUAACUGAUAAGGAUUAGGUCCAACAAUCUAUGUUAAUUUUAUUUUUUGUGUACAAUUAGUAAUUUGAUGAGAAUGUAACUUCUAGUAACAAGUAAAUAUAAAAUGUAUGAUUAUUAUUG